UUUAUUUUCACUACAGAUAUUACAUCUCUUUAUACUGUCAUUCCUAAUGACGAAGGUCUCCGGGCCCUCAAACAUUUUUUCGAUCAACACACGGUUAGGGAACCUAGCUCUGAAACGCUACUUCGUCUAACCGAACUAGUACUUACACUCAAUUGCUUUUCAUUUGGGGGACACUACUACAAACAAACUAGUGGCGUAGCCAUGGGUACUAAAAUGGGACCCAGCUACGCCAAUCUUUUGGUAGGUUUUAUCGAACAUCAGUCUUUUAGUCAAUGCCACGAUCCCAAACCUGAACUCUACGGCCGUUACAUUGACGACUGCAUUGGCGCAACCUCCUCUACCAGAGAGGAGCUCACUCAAUUUAUAACAGUCGUCAAUUCCUUUCACCCGGCACUUAAAUAUACCUGGGAAAUUUCUGACACUUCUUUGGCUUUUUUAGACAUCAAAAUUUCAAUUGAA
This is a messenger RNA of Pocillopora meandrina, 459 nucleotides long. The record is from the annotation of a GenBank genome assembly. NCBI's taxonomy places the organism in Eukaryota, Metazoa, Cnidaria, Anthozoa, Scleractinia, Pocilloporidae.